AUGGAUGCGAGCCCUCAACAUAGUCAGACAAUCCUUCUCGAGAAUUUACCUUCCGAGUUGCUUCGAAGAAUCGUCGACUUCUGUGCCGAAUCUGCUGCGAAUGGCCGAAUAACUCUGCACAAUCUGUCCGUCUUGAAUAAGUUCCUCGGAAACGUGACAGCAGCCAGACUGUUCGACCGAGUUUGCUUCCAAGACGCCCCGAGCUCUCGAGGUGACGAGAUCCUUCAAUCUAUCAGAGAAUUCAAUGCUGUUCCGGGGCUGUGGUGUCACGUUCGAGCCGUUGUGCCUCGUCUGAAUCGCCACAGACGUUUAACCGCAGACAUUAACAAGCUUGCGGAACCAUAUCACUAUCUAGUCCUGGUCAGAUUCUUUGAAACUCUUGGAAAGAUGCCAUAUGUCAAAGACUUACACAUGUAUCUGGACGGCGAGCCAGGUUUGGACAACUGGGAGGUCUGCAGUGGCUCAUUUGGGCUAUCAAUCAGUAACCUUGAUUGGCUUCAGGCUUUUCCUAAGCUCGAGGUCUUCAGUCUCGAUGGAUACAGAGGAGGUACUGAUCUACUUCGUGAUUCAUUCGAACGAGGCGAGUUGCGUCCACCUAGCGCGUCGACUUUGAGGCAACUGAGAAUUGUCAGAACUUCAUCGGACGCUCGCUUGGGCUUUUGCUCACUGGCGUGGAAGAAAUCGGAAGCUUUGAGACUCAGCUGGCUCAUUGACCACCUGCCACAUCUUGAGCAUCUUUCUGUUAUCGGAGAGUUGGGUGGUGGCUUCCCGGUUUCGGUUGUGUUGAACAACCUCCACAGUUCGACACUCAAGUACAUUGACGUCACCGAUGAGCAAGUACCAGAAGAGCGCCGCCGAUCCCACGCAUAUGUUGUACAGGCGUCGUCAUGGCCGGAAGCGCUCCCCGUAGCACAGCCCAGCCGCCGCCUCUCCUACAUCGCCGACCAGGCACACCAGCACCAGCUGAACGAGAAUCGCGCCGAACUAGCCAGGCAGACCUUCCGCCGCAUGUCCCAAUUGAGACGCAUCUGUUUCGUGCGAUCAUCGGUUGGAGAAGUCUUCUUACGAAAUUACUAUGACACCGUAGCAGAUUCGACAGGAAGCAUAUAUGAUAGGGUCAAAUACGCCGAUCUGGGCGACAUCCCGAAAGCAUGGCACCAUGGCGUUCCCCAGACGACUUUGUUGCCUUACCCUGGAUAUACUGCAUGGGAAGGUAUCGAUGAGGGAAACAUGAGCUUGGUUUCCCCACAAUUGACAACAGAGACUGGAUUCGGCAUAGGACACGAAGAUGGCCGCCUAAAUGAAGCUCUCUUAGUAAGCUCUGCACGGAUGUGCGGCAAGGAUGGAGACAACUUGGUCUAG
Diaporthe amygdali is the source of this 1362-nucleotide messenger RNA. RefSeq lists its product as uncharacterized. The transcript is spliced from 2 exons. Bases 1 to 1362 code for a protein of 453 amino acids. NCBI's taxonomy places the organism in Eukaryota, Fungi, Ascomycota, Sordariomycetes, Diaporthales, Diaporthaceae. The record is from RefSeq and is a predicted model, not a curated record.